Nerophis ophidion (straightnose pipefish) is the source of this 7501-nucleotide messenger RNA. RefSeq names its product CUB and sushi domain-containing protein 1. NCBI's taxonomy places the organism in Eukaryota, Metazoa, Chordata, Actinopteri, Syngnathiformes, Syngnathidae. Bases 2579 to 3220 code for a protein of 213 amino acids. The transcript has 5 exons. The record is from RefSeq and is a predicted model, not a curated record.
AAAAUAGGAGAAUAUAUAUAUGCGCUUGACGUAUAAAUCUGCGCUGCAACCACCUUUUUUUCCCAAUUGUGGGUUCAAUAAAAGUCUAUUCUAUUAGCAUUUUUAAUAGCAUUAAAUGCUGAAUUUCCCCCAGGGAUCCAUAAAGUACUUCUAUUAUAUUCUAUACACAUGUGGGCCAAAAUAGUAGAAAUAUUUACAAAUGUGAGGCAAUGAUUUUAUGUAAAUUGACAUAAAGUCGUCCCUUGUUUGGCUACACGACAUGACCGCAAUAAAUGAUCUCUGCGAAGAAGUAAUCAUUAUUUAUACAUUAUAGAGCAAAAAAAGAUUAGUUUAUGAAAAAUCACAACAACAAAACAUUUAAAUGUCCCCAUUGGGUAUUUUGUGUGUAUGAUUUUUAAGGACACAAUGAAUUUAUUCAAUUUUUGAAAAUGGCAUAAAUUGUGGAAAAACUGAAUUGCUGUGAAUACUUAAUGGAUGAACUGUAAAGAUGAAAUGUAGUAUUAAUUUAUUCAAUUGCCAAAUUGGGAAAUGAGCAAACAAACCUGUUUUCAAGGCUUGCAUGGACGUUUUUAUGGAUACUUUUUUCUAUGGACUUGGAUUUCGUCCCCUGUUAAUAAUCACUGUUAAUUGGAUUCAGACAAGUUUGCGACGAUAUGAAGUAGAAAUCAACAAUUAUAAAUCAAAUAUUUUCAUAUAAAAAACCUGUUAACAGCCUUAUAAAUUAGUUGUUCAAUACUAUAAGAUCCCUCUUGACAUGAAAUGACACCCUUUAGUCACUUUUACGCUCUUUUAAUCUAAUAUAAUAAUGUUGCCACGAUUCUAUAGUGUGCGGUCUGAUUGGUUUGGUCUCUUCUAGUGGCUAAUACUACUGUACCAUUGAUAUUUUGUCUAUUUUGCCAUGUUUAUGCUUGAAAAUGCGGAAUAUAAGCCCAGUAUAUGGUAUAAUAUGCUUUUUAAAAAAUCAACAAUGUAGUGAAGCGAGAAGUCACAAGGGCUGGCUACUGAAGUUACCAGUAUUAUCCAGUCAGACCUGUGUACCCGACCAAUUUUAGACUGUUUCUAACAAGAUCGGUCAAAAGGUACUCACACGACUACAGAGCACCAUGACUGCUUGAGCUGAUACUCUGUGGUACUUCCGCAUUAGUUUUUCCAUCCAUCCAUCCAUCCAUCCAUUUCUACGGCGUGUUUCAACAUGUAAAAAUGCCCUGUUGUGCAACACGGGGCUGCUCCAUCUGCGAAAAGUGUGGAAACUCUUUAUAUUGCUUUCCCCAAAACCUGGAAAGGUGACACCAAUAGAAAGUGAAGGUUCGCCAUCAACACUGGAGAGCCACAAACUACAGUGUCUUGUGUGAGGUGAACACACGGCACAAAGUCUGCGUUUUGUUCAAGAGAGAAGACACAGAAACUAAUACAAAUAAUAGACAAAAUCAACAAUUAAAAAGAUGGUUUGACAAAAACAGACUAUCCUCAAAUCUCAGUAACACUAAAAUGUUAUCCGGUAAAGACUGAAGAAAAAAGUUAAGUACAAAUACAACAGACAUUGACAAAGUACAAUACAUUAAAUUUGGGGGUGUGAUAAUUGAUGAUUAAAUGAAGUGGAAAUCUUAUAUAAAAAGUAUACAACAAAGUGGGAAGAAAUAUUUAAAUAAUGAAUAUAGCGAAAUAUGUUCUGGAACAGCUACAAUCGGGCGGAAGGCGGGGUACACCCUGGACAAGUCGAGGCGCCAGCUCCCCCCGCGACCCCAAAAGGGAAUAAGCGGUAGAAAAUGGAUGGAUGGAUGUUCUGGAACAAAAAUAUCUCUGUAUUCUUUACUGCUUGCCAGUGUUACCAUAUCUGAGUUAUUGUGCAGAAAUAUGGGGAAAAAAGUACACUUAUUCACAAACCAUGUUACCAAAAAGAAAGAUCAGUUAGAAUAACACAUAAUGUUGGCUAUCGAGAACAUUCAAACCCUUUUAUUGUUUCAAUCCAAAUUUAUGAAAUUCAAUGUUUUGAUGCAUUUCCAAACAGUUACAGUUAUGUACAAAGCUAAAUAAGUGUAAUAAGUUUAUUUUAUGGGUCGUUCUGUGUAUUUCUUUACAUGUAUUGUGCCAUCUGGGAGCAAUAAAUGUCAGAACGAUUGCACUUGCAUGCCUACGGGAGCACACAUUUGGUAGCAAAGAUGGCACCUCUUGUUUAGUUGGCCAUACUCUUUCCAUAAAGGCUCUGUGUCCAGUGUACUAGCGCACCCCCUACAGAUACUUUUGCUUAAUCGCAUCUCAGAAUUAAAUCCUAUUUGUCAGUGCUAAGGCUAACAUUUUAUAGAUAAAAACAUAUAGUAACUGAUCCAAGUUGACUUUAGACUGUUGAUGUAUUGUGUUUUUUCAAAGCUAAAUUCCAACACGCUGUAAACUGUAAAGGAUACUCUCAGUGCUCCAGUGUCACCUUCUUACAUAGUGGUGUUGCCUGUGUGAAGAAGAUUAGGCAGCACAGAGCUUAGUGGUGGUGUUACUCCUCUCAUUUUCUUCACUCUGGCUAAUGUGCGAGGAUGGGCGUGUGUUGCACACCACCAUAACUUUCUAGAUCUGCUCAGCAAAAAUAAUGACGUUUAAUCCUUUGCUGCUGCUGCUGUUCACAUCCUUCCAGAGGGCAACUUGUCAAAUGUCUGAAUGGAUUGAAGAGGUAGAAGGUAGUGGUGAGACCGAUUGGAUCCCCCAACCAAAUUUUCUAGGGGAUAUCUACUGGUCAGGGACAGCCCCACUUUGUGUAGGAGGCUGCAAGGCGCGCCACCAGGAGCUCAGACGAGAUCCUUGUGGAGACUCCAGCUGCUGCUGGCUGGGAUACAAAUCCCUGUGCCGAGUGAACUGCGGGAGGCCAGAUGUGGACUACAAUGGGAUCGUGUAUGGAAACGACUGGUGGGUGGGAUCCGUGGUGAGCUACGCCUGUCGUCCUGGCUUCAUGCUGGUGGGAAACACCACCAGAACUUGCCUGUCCGAUGGCCUCUGGACUCCCAAACCUUCCUGCUUGAGAAUGUGCAAAAGGGGCUCCAUUGAAAUCAGUGAGGGGGAACUGAACGGGACGUGCAACUCCACCUGCGCCUAUAAAAGUUACUCAGGGCCUCCCAAGCUGGGCUGCACUCAGAUACACAACUGCAAGCAGAAGAAGACCGGCUGGAAGCGCUUCUUUGCUCAGUGUGUGCCCUGCAUCUGCGACUGUGGUCUGUCGUGCUUAUCCAGAGGCUGAGCGAGGACUGACAGUAAGAGGACGUGCUGAGGAUGCAAGUGGCAAUCUUUCAUGACAUUCAUUGAAUUCCUUUUGCAUUUCUUUAUUACUCCGGUUUUGGACGACACAACACUAUUCGGUGGAAUAAGGUCCUACUGCAGGGGUCGGGAACCUUUUUGGCUGAGAGAGCCAUGAAAGCCAAAUAUUUUAAAAUGUAUUUCCGUGAGAGCCAUAUAAUAUUUUUAACACUGAAUACAACUAAAUGCGUGCAUUUUAAGUAAGACCAACAUUUUUAGAGUGUACUAAGUCUCUUAUUCUUUUUAAUAAAAUUGUUAUUCUGAAGCUAGUAAUAAACAGUAAUAGUAAAUAGUAAACCAGUAAUAAAUAAAAUAAUUCUACAAUUAAUGCAACUUCUUGAACAGGUGCGGUGGAAAACGGAUGAAUGGAUUAAAAUGCAUGAGAAUUUUUAAUAUUUUGAACGUUAGUUAUAUUUUGAGCGUAAUUAUCAAUUACUUAUCGUGUUAAGCAAUGUCAGCUAAGAUUUAUCUGAGAGCCAGAUGCAGUCAUCAAAAGACCCACAUCUGGCUCUAGAGCCAUAGGUUACCUACCCCUUUCCUACUUGAUGAAAGGCACUGGAAAAUUCACUUUACUAAUGAUCUCAGCCCAACAUAGUGAAUCACGUGUAUGUUUCACUUCAUUUCUGUGCUCUUUGGAAGCACAGCAGGAGUGAAAGCGUUUAGAUUAGCGGCUCCUGAAGUAAUUGAAACCUUAAUCUCAUUGCUAACAGGAGGAGCUCCAGUCUGGAAGCUCGGAUUCACAUUUAACACAGAAACAGUACACUGUUGUAAUUUUUCAUUAAUGAACUAACUACACAGUUUUUGUGUGUGGAAAGCAUUGUGCAAAAUUUAAAGUGUAAAUGUUACAGUUGGCAUGCUGAUGCUGUGUUGAUCUUAUUAACAAGAUCUUAAUGUACCUGAUGGUCAUGUAUUAGCAGCCUCUGGUGGCUGACGCUAACUCAUCACAUCACAGCACCCAUUAAAAUAUUGUAACUUUUCUAAAAGAUUAAACGAAAAACCAAAAGAAGAAACUACAACAUUUAUGUGACUUUUUCCACUCCACUCUGAAUGAUGUUUAUUUGGACCAAGUGCUGAACCUCAGCACAAUGUGUUCAUUUUCUGCUGGGGUGUAGCAGCCAAUUCCUGUACAGACAUGAAAAAAAGUGUUAGAUUGUUAUACUAUCUUAUUUUAAAAUAUUUAUGCUAUAUAUUAUUUUGUUCCAAAAAAAAUCCUGUAUUUCCCACUUUUCUGUAACUCUUAUUUUCUACUAAAAGUGUUACCACGUCCAGGUUUCUCAACUUAUUCAAACCGUUCCUUCAAAAUGUUAGUCAACCACUACAAUGUUGUUACUUCACAGAACUGUAAAACUGCAGGAUAGCAUUAGCAUGCCACCUUUUUUUUUUUUUUAAAUGUAAAAUUUCAAAUGCAGGUGUACACCUCAGCAUCAAAUAUUGUUUUACUUAGCGCAUGUUAAAAGUUAGCAUCCCUCCUUUUUAAGUUAAUUUUGCAGGUUUACACCUCCUAGUCAAAUAUUUUGGUACUUCACAAAACUGUAAAACUGCAUGGUAACUUUACCAUGUUAGCAUGCCACCUUUUUUAAAAAUUCAUUUUGCAGGUGUACACCUCAGAGUCCAAUAUUGUGUUACUUCAGGCAUGUUAAAUGGUAGCAUGCCAGCUUUUUUUCUGGCUCAUUUUGCAGGUAUACGUUUCAGAGUCAAAUAAGUGUUACUUUAUCAACCUUUAGUAUGCACCUUCUUCAUUAAUUUUGCAUACAAUGUCAACCCCUUGGAGUCAAACAUAUUGUUACUUCACGUGUGCUAACUUUUAGCAUGCUACCCUAUUUGCUGAUUUUCCAUAUAUAAAUUGGCCCUAGUGUGUGAAUGUGAGUGUGAAUGUUGUCUGGCUAUCUGUGUUGGCCCUGUGAUGAGGUGGCGACUUGUCCAGGGUGUACACGGCAUUCUGCCCGAAUGCAGCUGAGAUAGGCUCCAGCACCCCCGCCACCCCGAAAGGGACAAGCGGUAGAAAAUGGAUGGAUGGAUGUCAGAGUCAAAUAUUUUGUUUCCAGGUGCAUGCUAAAUGUUAGCACGCUAUCUUUUUGCAGGUGUACGUCUCAGAGUCAAAUAUUUGUUACUUCACAUAUGCUUACUGUUAGCAUGCUACCUUCUUCACUAAUUUUGCAUAUAGUAUAUACACCUCGGAGUCAAAUCAUUUAUUACUUCACAUGUGCUAACUUUUGGCAUGCUACCUUCUUUGCUGUUUUUGCAUAGCCUCAGAGUCAAAUGUUUUGUAUCUUGAUGCGAGCUAAAUGUUAGCAUGCCAUCAAUUUUUUCUGGCUCGUUUUGCAUGAAUACGUCUCAGAGUCAAAUAUUUGUUACUUUACAUAUGCUAACUGUUAGCAUGCUACCUUCUUCACUAAUUUUGCAUGUAGUAUUUACACCUCUGAGUCAAAUCAUUUGUUACUUCACAUGUGCUAACUGUUAGCAUGCUACCUUCUUCAAUAAUUUUGCAUAUAGUAUAUUCACCUCAGAGUAAAAUAUUGUGUUAUGUCACGUGUGCUAACUUUUAGCAUGCUACUUUCUUUGCGGAUUUUGCAUAGCCUCAGAAACAAAUAUUUUUGUUUCCUUGUACAUGCUAAAUAUUAACAUGCUAGCUUUUUUUAUCUGCCUCAUUUUCCAGGGAUACACCUAAAAGCCAAAUGUUUUGUUUCUUUCCGCAUGUAAAACGGUAUCAUGCUUCAUACUUUAUGCUUCAUGCUCCAUACUUCAGCUGAAAUGCUAUCUUUAAUGACAUCAAGUUGUUCGAGAUUGUGAUUUUUGACAUGUUUACAUGACAUCCUAAUAAACGGUCAUUUUCGAAUCAUGUUAAAAAAUGUACUGAUCUAAAAAGAAGCACCUGCACACCAAGUUCAAAAGGAGUUGAAAGAAGUAUUUUGAAAGGAAAAUAACAGAGAUGUACUUCCCAACUAAUGUUAAAAGGCUAGUAAUGUAUACAACUACAACAACUUAAACUUGCAUUCCUGUUAUGUUAAAGGGAAAAUUAAAACAUUUUAGGUCCUUUGGUGAGAAAGUUGAACAAAUCCCUUCACCCCACAAAUAAUAUUUCAUCUGAAGAUACAAGUAUUUGUAUCUUUGCAUUGAGUUAUUACAGCUAUAUUUAAGGUGAAUAAUCACACACACUAAUAGGUGUCCCGCAGCAGGAAGUUGACCAAAAACACAAAAUCCCUUGCCUCAUUACAGCUCAUUAAGUGGCUCUCAGAUGAAAUGCACUCCGGGGAGGUUACUCACCCACAUCGAAGCGCGUGUACUCCCCCGAGUUUUCUGACAGAAGCUCCCAGUAAGUUUGAUCCUUGUCAUUUCCAGCCACGCCGUUCACACUCUCCAGAAACAGACCAAAGUUAGGGUCCUCUUUCAUCGUGAACCUGGUGGGUGCAAACCAUUAGAGCACUGAAGUAAACUGCUAUAAGAAAAUAGAUAUACUGUAGAGUGUGGGUUGGAGUCUCACUGGAAGCCUUGAUGGGCCUCCUGUAUUCUCCUCAGAGCACCUAGCAGCACCCCUCCCUGCACCACUGAAGUGAAGUAGGUUUCAGGAGUCAUGUUGGACAUUUCGUUGACCACCGACAGCUUGAUGGCAAGAGGAGCCUGACCUGCACAACACAACAUAAUAGUUCUACGCAGCAAACUAUAACCACAAUUAAAACAAAAACAUUCAUACAUUUAUUCUCAGGGCAUUCAAUUGUCGUAGAAGAUGUUUCGCCUCUCAUCCACCAGCUUCAUCAGUUCAGAUCUAGUCUUAAACUUAGAUUGGUCUGAUGUACAUCUGACCAAUCUAAGUCUAUGAGCAUGAACUGAUGAAGCCUACUUAGAUGAGUGACAAAUAGUCUUCUAAAACAAAACAAACAAUCCAGUAGCGACAAUUGAAUGACCUGGAUGAAUAAGAACAUCCAUAGACAUUCACACAUUUUAGUUAAUGGAUCUCAACAUUUACACUCACCUCCAUUCGUUAGCACCACUUGAAUGGAAAACAGCAGAAAGCCCGCAAAGAGCAGAGUCAUUCUUCCUAGCGCCAUCCUGUAUGAUUCCUUCCUUGCUGCUGGCUUCUACUUAUAUUCUACCUCCAACCCCUCACCUUCCUUCAUGUGACCGCUUGGUAAAUAAAGUGUCUUGAGGUGAAACUACAAUCUCAACUGUAACACAAGCGCCUUCCUUUCAGUCCGUGUAUGUCGGCGUAAAUCAUUUCUUUGAUAAA